Dromaius novaehollandiae (emu) is the source of this 1806-nucleotide messenger RNA. It is a transcript of the gene MDH1, whose product is annotated as malate dehydrogenase 1. Gene Ontology annotation, molecular function: L-malate dehydrogenase (NAD+) activity. The record is from RefSeq and is a predicted model, not a curated record. Lineage: Eukaryota; Metazoa; Chordata; Aves; Casuariiformes; Dromaiidae. Gene Ontology annotation, biological process: malate metabolic process; oxaloacetate metabolic process; tricarboxylic acid cycle. The transcript has 9 exons. The coding region runs from base 16 to 1287 and encodes 423 amino acids. Gene Ontology annotation, cellular component: mitochondrion; cytosol.
UCUGCGCUUCAAUGAAUGGAGGCGAGGGGGGCGGGUCCCCGCUGUCACUACGCCAAUAGCGUGCGGGGCCAGGCAGGCGUGCCCCGAGGCACACUGGGAGUUGUAGUUCCGACGGGCAAGAAGUUGCCUAGAGGGGGCGGGAGCGGCGACUACAAUCCCCAGGCGGCUGUGCGGGGAGGGUGCGCCCCGCCCCUCCGGUGUACCUUAGCGCAGCGCUGUCGCCGUUGCAGUCGCGCGUUAGAGGUGACCUCGAGGCUGUCGGACUCGGCGGUCGUCUCAGCCAUGGCCGAACCAAUCAGAGUCCUGGUGACUGGAGCUGCUGGGCAGAUCGCUUACUCCCUGCUCUACAGCAUUGCCAAGGGAGAUGUCUUCGGCAAAGAACAGCCUCUUGUUCUUGUGCUGCUGGAUAUCACUCCCAUGAUGACUGUGUUGGAAGGUGUAGUGAUGGAGCUGCAGGAUUGUGCUCUACCACUGCUGAGAGAGGUCAUUUCAACAGACAAGGAGGAAGUUGCAUUCAAAGAUCUUGACAUAGCGAUUCUGGUUGGCUCCAUGCCAAGAAGAGAGGGCAUGGAGAGAAAGGAUUUACUCAAAGCAAAUGUGAAAAUUUUCAAGUCUCAGGGUGCAGCCUUGGACAAGUAUGCCAAAAAGACUGUCAAGGUUGUGGUAGUUGGGAAUCCAGCGAAUACUAACUGCCUGAUUGCUUCAAAGUCAGCCCCCUCAAUACCAAAGGAAAACUUCAGCUGUUUAACUCGCCUGGAUCACAACAGAGCUAAAUCUCAGAUUGCUCUGAAACUUGGUGUGACUGCUAAUGAUGUGAAGAAUGUCAUCAUCUGGGGGAACCACUCCUCCACUCAAUAUCCAGAUGUUAACCAUGCAAAGGUAAAUGUGAAAGGAAAGGAAGUUGGAGUUUAUGAAGCUAUAAAAGAUGACAGCUGGCUGAAGGGAGACUUUAUCCUGACUGUUCAGCAACGUGGAGCAGCUGUUAUCAAGGCUAGGAAGCUGUCCAGCGCGAUGUCAGCUGCCAAAGCUAUCUGUGAUCAUGUGAGGGACAUCUGGUUUGGCACUCCAGCGGGGGAAUUUGUUUCCAUGGGAGUCAUUUCUGAUGGCAAUUCUUAUGGUGUUCCUGAAGACUUGCUGUAUUCAUUCCCUGUUGUAAUUAAGGACAAGACCUGGAAGUUUGUUGAGGGUCUUCCUAUUAACGAUUUUUCUCGUGAGAAGAUGGAUCUGACUGCUAAAGAGUUAACUGAAGAGAAGGAGACUGCUGUGGAAUUCCUUUCCAGUGCAUGACUGGGUGAUCAGGAAUUACAAAAUCACCUAAGAGUGGAAGAAUCUAAAAGUCGUCUCUGAGUCUGCUACCAAACACCAUUACUGUAUUCAAGUCAACUGUCUGUGGCAACUGUGCAUUUUAAAGUUCAUAUGCUUACUGGUACUGUUGUGCCUAUUGAGUUAUUAGCAAUGAGAAUAUUAAAUAAGUAAAACUAGUUUGUUGACCAAACUUUCUGUUCAAUACUAUUUGCUUUCUGUAUAUGAUACAGAACAAUUGUUUGUCUCAGCCUUGGCUACUAACGCACAAUCUUGGUUUUGAUUAGAACUUGGCACUACAGGAACAUGUCCUAGCCUGUGAUCACUUUGCAUCCAUCUGCUCAACUGAAAAUAAAAUCAAAAUGCCAAUAGUUCUCCUUGAACUAGUACUUCAGUGACUCAAACCUAUCAGUGCACAAGCUGACUCCAAGUAUAUACUGUUCACUCUGGUUAUGCUCUACAGUGCUUGUCAAUAGAAAUAUUAAAAGAUGCUUAAUCACAUAA